AUGUGGCGUUGCGUGUUUCGCACUAUUUCCGAGAGAUCCAAUCCUAAUAUUCAACCACUUAGAUCACACCUUUCAAGAUUUUUCUCUAGUGGUGGGAAUUCGUCGUACAAUGUGGUGGAUCAUAAGUACGACGCGGUUGUUGUUGGUGCUGGUGGCGCAGGAUUGAGAGCUGCUAUUGGACUUUCGGAACAUGGCUUCAACACUGCAUGUAUUACCAAGCUCUUUCCAACUCGCUCACACACUGUUGCAGCUCAGGGUGGUAUAAAUGCUGCAUUGGGAAAUAUGACUGAAGAUGACUGGAGGUGGCACAUGUAUGAUACAGUCAAGGGAAGUGAUUGGCUCGGAGACCAAGAUGCAAUCCAAUAUAUGUGUAGGGAGGCACCAAAAGCAGUCAUUGAACUUGAGAAUUAUGGAUUGCCAUUUUCACGAACCGAAGAUGGAAGAAUAUACCAGCGUGCAUUUGGUGGUCAGAGCUUGAACUUUGGAAAAGGUGGUCAGGCAUAUCGUUGCGCAUGUGCUGCUGAUCGAACAGGGCAUGCUUUACUGCACACUCUCUAUGGCCAGGCUAUGAGGCAUAAUACACAGUUUUUUGUGGAAUAUUUUGCGCUGGAUCUAUUAAUGAACAGUGAUGGUACUUGCCAAGGAGUAAUAGCCUUGAAUAUGGAGGAUGGAACACUACACCGUUUUCAAGCUGCUUCAACAAUUUUGGCCACUGGGGGUUAUGGUAGAGCAUACUUUUCUGCAACUUCAGCGCAUACAUGCACUGGAGAUGGCAAUGCCAUGGUUGCUCGUGCUGGACUACCACUCGAGGAUUUAGAGUUUGUGCAAUUUCACCCAACAGGCAUAUAUGGAGCUGGUUGCCUUAUCACAGAAGGCUCUCGUGGCGAAGGUGGAAUUCUUAGGAACAGUGAAGGUGAGAGGUUUAUGGAAAGAUACGCUCCUACUGCAAAGGAUCUUGCAUCAAGAGAUGUAGUUUCAAGAUCAAUGACUAUGGAGAUUCGGGAAGGUCGUGGUGUAGGACCUGAGAAAGAUCACAUAUAUCUCCACUUGAAUCACUUACCCCCAGAUGUUCUUAAGGAGAGACUACCUGGUAUAUCUGAAACUGCUGCGAUUUUUGCUGGUGUGGAUGUUACAAAGGAACCCAUUCCUGUUUUACCAACUGUGCAUUAUAACAUGGGUGGUAUCCCCACUAAUCAUCAUGGAGAGGUGAUUACCAUUAAAGGUGACAAUCCGGAUGAAAUAGUUCCGGGGCUAAUGGCUGCUGGGGAAGCAGCCUGUGCUUCAGUCCAUGGUGCCAAUAGGCUCGGUGCAAAUUCACUUCUGGACAUUGUUGUCUUUGGUAGAGCCUGUGCAAACAGAGUCGCAGAAAACCAAAGGCCAGGAGAAAAACAAAAGCCUUUAGAGAAAGACGCUGGUAUGAAAACAAUCGCUUGGCUUGACAAAUUGAGAAAUUCAAAUGGAUCAUUGCCCACUUCGAAAAUUAGGUUGAACAUGCAACGAAUAAUGCAAAACAAUGCUGCUGUAUUCCGCACACAAGAAACAUUAGAAGAAGGAUGUCAAUUGAUUGAUGGAGCAUGGGAGAGCUUUCAUGAUGUCAAAUUGAAGGAUCGUAGUUUGAUAUGGAACUCUGACCUGAUUGAGACUAUUGAGUUGGAAAAUCUUUUGAUAAAUGCCUCCAUUACCAUGCACUCUGCUGAAGCCAGAAAAGAAAGCAGAGGUGCUCAUGCCCGAGAAGACUUCACGACAAGAGAUGAUGAGAAGUGGAUGAAACACACAUUGGGAUAUUGGGAAAAUGAGAAGGUUCGAUUAGAUUACAGGCCAGUGCACAUGAAUACUUUGGAUGAUGAAAUCGAAUCAUUCCCUCCUAAAGCUCGCGUCUAUUAA
This is a messenger RNA of Lathyrus sativus (Indian pea), 1884 nucleotides long. The record is from the annotation of a GenBank genome assembly. Lineage: Eukaryota; Viridiplantae; Streptophyta; Magnoliopsida; Fabales; Fabaceae.